Messenger RNA from Piliocolobus tephrosceles (Ugandan red Colobus), 3701 nucleotides. RefSeq names its product zinc finger protein 418. Gene Ontology annotation, biological process: regulation of DNA-templated transcription. The coding region runs from base 193 to 2169 and encodes 658 amino acids. The transcript has 5 exons. Gene Ontology annotation, molecular function: RNA polymerase II cis-regulatory region sequence-specific DNA binding; DNA-binding transcription factor activity, RNA polymerase II-specific. Lineage: Eukaryota; Metazoa; Chordata; Mammalia; Primates; Cercopithecidae. The record is from RefSeq and is a predicted model, not a curated record.
GGUAGCGGCCAUUUUGGUUCAUGGUGGGUGUGUUUGUACGGUUUGUGAGGUGAGAGGCGCUGGAGCUGUGGGUCCGAACCGCGGUGUCUGAACCCAGAAGUUGGAGAAGAGUCCUUCUCGCCGCACAGAGGCGGAUCGUAGGCCCCAUAACGGCGCUCGCCUCUCCCGGCCGUGCUUUCCCCACGUACUCGGAUGGCGGCGGCCGCACUGAGGCUGCCGGCUCAGCAGGGCACUGUGGCAUUUGAAGACGUGGCUGUGAACUUUUCCCAGGAAGAAUGGAGUCUCCUUAGUGAGGUUCAGAGAUGCCUUUACCAUGAUGUGAUGCUGGAGAACUGGGUACUUAUAUCCUCCCUGGGUUAUUGGUGUGGAUCAGAAGAUGAGGAGGCACAUGCUAAGCAGAACAUUUCUAUACAUAGAGUGUCUCAGGUCAACACUCCUAGGGUAGGUGUGUCUCCCAAGAAGGCCCACUCUUGUGAAAUGUGUGGUGCAAUCUUGAGAGACAUUUUGCACUUGACAGAUCAUCAGGGGACACAUCACAAGCAGAAACUGCACAGGUGUGAAGCAUGGGGGAAUAAAUUGUAUGAUAGUUCAAACCAUCAGCACCAGAAUCAGUACCUUGGAGAGAAACCCUAUAGAAGCAGUGCUGAAGAAGCGUUGUUUGUGAAGAGGUGUAAGUUCCAUGUGUCAGAGGAGUCAUCUGUCUUCAUUCAGAGUGGGAAGGACUUUUUGCCCAGCUCAGGAUUACUGCAGCAGGAGGCCACUCCCACUGGGGAGAAGUCAAACAGCAAACCUGAGUAUGAGUCUCCCUUUCAGGGGGGAAAUACUCAUUGCAGCUGUGGAGAAUGCAUGAAACAUUUUGGCACCAAACACAUACUUGUUCAACAGCAGAGACUUCUCCCUAGAGAAGAAUGUUAUUGCUGCGAAUGUGGGAAAUCCUUUAUCAAAUAUGAUAGCUUCAGUAAUCAUCAGAGAGUUCACACUGGGAAAAGACCUUAUGAAUGUGGAGAAUGCGGGAAAUCUUUUAGUCAUAAGGGCAGCCUUGUUCAGCAUCAGCGAGUUCAUACUGGAGAAAGACCUUAUGAGUGCGGAGAAUGUGGGAAAUCUUUUAGUCAAAAUGGUACCCUCAUUAAACAUCAACGAGUUCACACUGGAGAAAGACCUUACGAGUGUGAAGAAUGUGGGAAAUGUUUUACUCAGAAGGGCAAUCUGAUUCAACAUCAACGAGGUCACACUAGUGAAAGACCUUAUGAGUGUGAAGAAUGUGGAAAAUGUUUUAGUCAAAAGGGCACCCUCACUGAACAUCAUCGAGUUCACACUAGAGAAAGACCUUAUGAGUGUGGAGAAUGUGGGAAAUCUUUUAGUCGAAAGGGACACCUUAGGAACCAUCAGCGAGGUCACACUGGAGAAAGACCUUAUGAGUGUGGAGAAUGUGGGAAAUCUUUUAGUCGAAAGGGCAACCUCAUUCAGCAUCAGCGAAGCCACACUGGAGAAAGGCCUUACGAGUGUAGGGAGUGUAGGAAAUUAUUUAGGGGCAAGUCCCACCUCACUGAACACCAGAGAGUUCACACUGGAGAAAGGCCAUAUGAAUGUAAUGAAUGUGGGAAAUCAUUUCUAGACAGCUCUGGGUUUCGUGUUCAUCAGAGAGUUCACACUGGAGAAAAACCAUUUGAGUGCAGUGAAUGUGGGAAAUCAUUUCCUCAAAGCUGUUCCCUCCUUCGACAUCGGAGAGUUCAUACUGGAGAAAGGCCUUAUGAGUGUGGAGAAUGUGGAAAGUCAUUUCAUCAGAGCUCUUCCCUCCUUCGACAUCAGAAAAUUCAUACUGCAGAAAGACCUUAUGAGUGCAGAGAAUGUGGGAAAUUCUUCUUCAGUCUCCUUGAACACAGGAGAGUUCACACUGGAGAAAGGCCUUAUGAAUGCAGUGAAUGUGGAAAAACAUUUACUCGAAGAUCUGCGCAUUUUAAACAUCUGAGACUUCAUACUCGAGGAAAGCCUUAUGAGUGCAGCGAAUGUGGGAAAUCCUUUGCUGAAACGUUCAGUCUUACUGAACACAGGAGAGUUCACACUGGAGAAAGGCCUUAUGAGUGCAGUGAAUGCGGAAAAUCAUUUCAUCGAAGCUCUUCUCUCCUUCGACAUCAGAGAGUUCACACAGAAAAAAGUCCUUACAAGUGAAAGAAAUUUGGGAAAUCUUUAGCUAAAUCUCUGUGCAUCCUCUUGAUCAGAGGGUUCUUACUGGAUCAGGACCUCCUGAGUGUGACAAACGUGGGAUAUUUUUUAUGCAGAAGUCUUGCUUUAUUACAUACAGAAGAGCUUCCACUGCAGAAGUGCCUCUUGAGUGCGACGAAUGUGAGAAAGCCUUCUGCCUUCUCUCAUUGGAUAGCAGAUUGUUCUCUUAAGGAAACACUGUACACAUACAGGAAAUACUACUUGUAAAACAUAACACUGGAGGAGAUGCCUUAUGAGGGAGCCAUCUGCCUAAAUUGAAUGACAUACAUACAGCAUCUGCAUAAACUCGAUUAUGUUAGAGCUGCGUGGCAUUUUUCACCCUGCCGUGUUCCCUUGCCAGACUUAUGUGACUGCCAGUUAUCUGGCAACCAUUCUAUGUCGGCCACGAGGCAGGUGUUCACUGUGCAUCUUUCACUCACCCCGUGAUGUUCCGGAAGUAAACCUUGGUUGUCUUUCAUUGGCCAGAGGAAUUGGAUCUCAAGGGCAUUUCCCUUUGCCCACCUCACCUUUUCAUAUUUGGCAUUUGCCUCCAGCCCAAGAUUAUAGAUAUGAACUGAUUAUGAUCUGCAUGUUCCGUCAUUGAGUUGAAGUGUAUCCUUACAGAAGAGCCACCGUGGAAGUCGUGGGGCACAGUGACUUUUGAAGACGUGGCUGUGAAAUUUACCCGGGAGGAAUGGAAUCUCCUUAGUGAGGCUCAGAGAUGCCUGUACCGUGAUGUGACCCUGGAGAACCUGGCACUUAUAUCCUCCCUGGGUAAGUUGCUCACACUCACCCUGUGACCCCAGCUAGUCUCUGUUUUCCCCCCUCUUUCCCCAUUGGCAAGACUUUCUCAUGUCAGGAGCGUGGACACAGCUUCCUGCUUCAGUUCUGUGGGUAGGUUCUUGGUUGGUAGGACUGAGGUGUCCAUACUGCUCUGCUCCUUUCUUGGAGCAGCCCCAACACCUGCUUUACUGCAGGCUCCCAGGGAGGGAUUCAUAGUCAGAAGACCACCUUGUUAGUCCUGUGGAUGUUUGGGUGUCCUUGUCCAGAUUUCAGGUUCCUGUGUACCCAGAGUCUACUUCCUUUCUCUAGCUGCUGUUUUCUUAUGCCUUCCUGUGGUGGGAAUUGCCUUCACAGACCACAUCACUGCCUACAUAGACCAGAGGCUGUUCUUGUAAGACCUUGUUUAGAAAGUCUCCUUGAAAUACUCAGUUUUUUUCUCUCGUGGGCUUUCAUGGGCUGAGUUGUUCUGAGACAAUGUUGGCUGUUCCCUUGUUCUGUCUUUCCCUUAGUCUGUACGUUAUUCAUUUCCCAUGUACUUGAUCAUCAUUGUGAUGGGAUGCACAGUCCUCCCUGCUCCAGAAGAUGCAAAUGAAUUCAGCCUCAGCAUAAUGGGCUCAGAAGGAAUGAGUCCCUCAGGACUGGCACCCUGGGCUGGUCGAGGUGGCUCAUGCCUGUAAUCCCAGCACUUUGGGAGGCCCAGGCAGGUGGAUCAUGAG